Molecule: messenger RNA, 840 nt
Organism: Phoenix dactylifera (date palm)
Lineage: Eukaryota; Viridiplantae; Streptophyta; Magnoliopsida; Arecales; Arecaceae
Source: RefSeq, a predicted model, not a curated record
GAAAUGAUGCUGCGACCCAUAAAAAUCCAACUCCAAUGCUGCUCUCUCUAUAUAAGCUCAAGUUUCUUUCCAUUUUCCAAACUGACAUGGUUUGCUUGGACAUCCACACAGAAAGCCAGUACAUAGCUUCUAGUUCCUGGCUGAAGAGGAGCACACCUUCGGAUGUCUAUUAUAAAUACAUCCGCUCCCAGCAACGAGAUUCUUAUCAAGCUUGGUGCCCGAGGGAAUCUGCCGCUUGGAGUUGAGAAAUGGGAUGAGGUGUUCAAUGGAAAGCUCAGGCAGAUUCUAAUUUCGCAUGGAGAUGCCAUCAACUCCAUCCAAGUGUCAUAUACUGACGGAUCAGGGACAUUAAUUCUUGCUCCCAGGCAUGGAGGAGAUGGAGAUAAAUUCGAUUGUGUUGAUCUAGAGUCCUGGGAGACUCUGACCAUGGUGCCGGGAUACUACGGGCCCGUGAGAGGAAACAAUGCAGGUGCUGCUGUAAGAUCGCUCACUUUUGGCACCAAUGGAGCCACGUAUGGACCGUUCGGCAUCGAGGAGGGGACACCAUUUCGUUUCAAUAUUCCUUCUGGUGUUUCUUUCGGGGGUUUCCAUGGGGGUUCCGAUAGCGGCUAUCUUCGUGCGAUCGGCAUAUACAUCAGAUCCAUCGCUAGAUAUCAUCUCGAGCCAUUACCCGAACGAGUUAGUUUUUCACGCUCCACUUAUAAUGUAUAUUAUUAUUAGAGGAGUUAAUAUCGUUAUUCACGCUCCACUAUAAUAUUAUUCGGUGUAAACUUCCUAAAGUGAGUUAACUGCUGCAUCCCAUGAUAAAUUCAUGGAUAAAUAAAUUUCUGUUCGAUGUAA